AGACAUUGCACAGACAUGUAGUGAGAAACAGUCCUUGCCCUGAAGAGCUUACAGUCUGAUUACAGAGGAUAGACAAAGGGUAAGAGGGGAAACAGAGGUGGAGUGAUUCAUUCAAGGUCGCACAGCAAGUCACUGGCAGAUCUGGGAAUAGAAAGCCAGUCUCUUGAGUCCCACGUCAGUGCCGUAUACACUAACCCAACAUUGCCUCCAUGUCACAGAGAUGUAUUAUGCCCUUCCUCCAUGGGUCAUGGCACAACUACUGGUCAUUUCCUUCUGCAGCAGAGGAGAUGGGCAAGUGGAGGACGGCCAGGGUCCAACUGUCCCUCCGCAUACCCACUUUGCAAGGUGUCAGGGCAAGAGCCUGUUACCUGCAGGGUUAAACUAGGGGCAUGAGCCUUUGGAAGCAGAGGGGCCAGGAAGCAGUGGGCAAUGGAGGAGGCCACCUAGGAGUUACUGACAGAUGGAAGAGGUGGAGAGGAGAGGAAAGCUGGACGAGACCCUGAGCGAGCGGCUCUGGGGCCUGACCGAGAUGUUCCCGGAGCGCGUCCGCACCGCGGCGGGAGCUACCUUCGAUUUGUCCCUCUCGGUGGCCCAGAGAAUGUACCGAUUCUCCAGGGCAGCUCUGUGGAUUGGGACUACCUCCUUCAUGAUCCUCGUUCUUCCUGUUGUAUUUGAAACUGAGAAACUGCAGAUGGAGCAACAGCAGCAGCUGCAGCAGCGACAGAUUCUCUUAGGACCCACUACAGGGCUGUCUGGCAGUAUGCCAGGGGCCCUGCCUCCACUUUCUGGAAAGAUUUAACUUCCAAAAGCUGCUUCAGAUCCAUAUCACAUCGAGAGACCUCAACAUUGAUUCAUUUGAACUGUUGGUUUGUCAGAGUGGGCACCCCCACUUUUUUUUUUUUUAAACUUUAGGACACUGACCUAUCCAUAAUGGGGCAAAAUCCCCUCUCCUGGACCUUUUUUUUUUUGAUGGGCUUCUCCCUGUAGCUUCCCCUCCAGAUGUCACAAGUUUUUCCUUUUACUCAAUCAGUCCAUGCAGUGAGCAAUUAAAGACUUUAAAGUGAAGAGAUCCUGCUGUGGACUCCUUACCUUAGGCCACAAGUUAGGUUCUGGCCAGUUUGUUCAGUAAAUUCUGCAAUCAAAAGAAAAUCCUGUAUUUCUCCUGGCUAAAUCAAGGCCAGAAGAGGCCACCGAUAGAAAGGAAGGUGUGUAUUUACCAAGAGGCAGAGUAGUAAGUUUCAUCAGAGUUCUGUGGGGAAAACUUGUUUUCAAAUAUUUUCCUUGCAAUUUCUUUUGUUGGAGGAGAAAAGGAGAGCACAUUUGGUUAAAGACUGUGCCUGGGUUGAUUCUGUUUUGCAUCAUAAAACAACUACAUUUCGGAAAUCA
Mauremys reevesii (Reeves's turtle) is the source of this 1386-nucleotide messenger RNA. RefSeq names its product translocase of outer mitochondrial membrane 22 (gene TOMM22). Lineage: Eukaryota; Metazoa; Chordata; Testudines; Geoemydidae. Gene Ontology annotation, biological process: intracellular protein transport. The transcript is spliced from 4 exons. Gene Ontology annotation, cellular component: mitochondrial outer membrane. The coding region runs from base 461 to 799 and encodes 112 amino acids. The record is from RefSeq and is a predicted model, not a curated record.